GGAAUGUUUUAAAAUGCUAUAAUUUGGAAAACGCAACGUUAAUCAGCUGCAUGCCUGCGUUUGAUGUGCAGUGUGUGUUUAAUGUGUUGUGUGAAUGUGUGUGUCUGGGUAUGUCUGUGCGUGUGUGUGUUUAAUGUGUUGUGUGUGUGUCUGUGUGUGUGUCUGUGUGUGUGUGUGUGUGCUGCCACUGUUUCUCAUUUUACUAAUUGUUUACGUGCUCACUGUGAACCAAUAAUAGAGCCUGUUUCAGUCCAGAUUCAUCCUCCAUCAGGACUUCCUGUCCUCUCUUCCUGUCCUCCUCUUCCUGUCCUCCUCUUCCUGUCCUCCUCUUCCUGUCCUCUUCCUGUCUUCCUCUUCCUGUCCUCCUCUUCCUGUCCUCCUCUUCCUGUCUUCCUCUUCGGUAUUGUGGAUUGAAUUUGAAGCACACUGACAUCCCCUUGAAUCCACAGAUGUUACAACGGAAACAAUUCCAUCUAUCUGGUAUGUCCAGAUUUAAUCUAUUAUCUACAUGUUUAACUAAUUUGUCUCCCUCUCUUAUUUCCUCCCUCCCUCAGGUCCAUGUUGACGGAGGAUAAGUUGGUGUUCUGUAACGGCUUGGUGCUGCACAGGUUCCAGUGCCUUCGUGGGUUUGGAGAGUGGUUGGACUCCAUCAGAGACUUGUCCUCCCACCUCCAGAGCCUCAACCUGGAUGGCUCGGCCUUCGCCUGCCUGGCGGCGCUGGUGCUGCUUACAGAGCAGGUGCCUGGUCUGAAGGACUCCAAGCGUGUUGAGGAGCUGCAGAAUAAGGUAGUCUGUUGCCUUAGAGACCACCUGGGCUUUGGCCCCUCCUCUUCAUCUAAAGCCACACCCCCUCUCAGUCGGGUGCUGGGCUUGAAGGCGGAGCUUCGCUCCCAGAGGACCCAGGGCCUCCAGCGCAUCUUCUACCUGAAGCUGGAGGAUCUUGUCCCGCCCCCUCCCCUUAUUGACAGGUUCUUGGACACUUUGCCAUACUGACGCUGGCUGCUCUGCCACCACCUGUAAACACACACGUCCUGUUUGAGCCUUGUUGCCAGGAGCGCACAGACGUCUCCAGACCUCUGACCAGCACAGAGCCAGGACAGCCAAACGGAACGCUUUCACACAAAAGGGCAACCAAUCAAAGACGCUUUUCACUCAAAAGGACAACCUAUCAGAUUGCUUUUCACACAGACUUAAUAAAAUGCUUUACCAUUUCUUUUUUUUAUUUUAUCCUUUGAUUUUUGUUUUUUAUUUGAGGGAGGACAUCUGAGGAAGAAAAAAAAGAUAAAACUGAAAAGUUAAAAAAAAAAUCUCCCUCUCCUCCCUGUGUUGAGUCUCAUUUCACUUUGAGCAAGAUGACAGCGUUUGUGAAGCCAGUGUGUGGCUGAGCGCUGGCCUGCUUCUCUGCUCUGUGGAUCAGGAGGGCUGGCGGGGGCUGGACCACACAGCUGCACAGCCCAGCACCCCGCUGGGUCCUCCACUCUCUCCUGUAUGCAGGAAGGAAGGGGCUGUUUUCUUAUUGAAUUGUAUUGUCAGCAAAUGGCCACGUUCAGCAUGAACACGUUAAAAACACAGCAGUACACGAUGUGUGUAUGUGAGCGUAGACACACGAUGGAAUCUUCUACAGAACACAUGAAACCACAGAAUAAACACGUUGGAGUGAUUAAAUCUCUGGUAUCUAAGUGCAAUUUCUUAAGUGCUGUCUUAUUAAACAAGGAGAAAGGUUUAAUUUCAAACUCUAAAUUAUUUAAAUACUAAGAAUGGAACUCAGAGAGACAUAGUCUACCCAGAGAGACAGUCUGCACAGAGACACACAGUCUGCCCAGAGAGACACAGUCUGCUCAGAAUGACACAGUCUGCCCAGAGAGACAAUCUGCCCAGAGAGACAGUCUUCCCAGAGAGACAGUCUGCCCAGAGAGACAGUCUGCCCAGAGAGACAGUCUUCUCAGAGAGACACAGUCUGCCCAGAGACACAGUCUGCCCAGAGAGACAGUCUGCACAGAGAGACACAGUCUGCCCAGAGAGACACAGUCUGCCCAGAGAGACAAUCUGACCAGAGAGACACAGUCUGCCCAGAGAGAGACAGUCUGCCCAGGUGUCCCAGACUUGAACCUGCUGUUGGGUUUUUUGUCUUUAAGUCAUUUUUAAAUCAAGGUUUGAGUAGAACUACGGAAGAAUGAACGCGAGCAUAAUUUGGCUUUUAAAGCAUUUGAGACGAGCAUGAGAGGAGGAAGAGGAGGAAGAGGAGGCAGGGAGCUCAACACCAGAAGAAGACAGGAAAAACAUUCCGCAGUCAUGCUCUUUUUCUAUGUUUCUAUAGCAGAGGUUGUGUGAGGGUGUGGAGGACGAGGUAGUGUGAGGGUGUUGUAAGAUGGACUAUGCUGUCAUGGCCUCCUUCUCUAACAGUCCUGUCUCUUAGUGGCUCCAGGCCUUCACCACACACUAACACACUCACAGCAGCAGUUUCAAGUAAGACUUAAGCAAAUUCUAGAGUUAUAAAUAAAUAUAAAUAUAUAUAUAUAUAUACAAAACUAAUAUUUUGAAGUGUUUUUAGAUUUUUCAAAUAUUGUGGUACAAGUUGUGCAUUGUUUUUUGAAGAAUAGAAACAAAAAGAAAAGAAAAAUAUUUUUCUUUAAAAAAAAUAUUUUUCAUUGUCUUCUUUGGUUUGAAUUUCCUGAAUUUUUCUUUCUCUUUGGUUCACUGGAGUUUCUGUUCAGCACUUUGAAAUCAUAAACUAGUUCUGAUUAUUCUGA
Messenger RNA from Osmerus eperlanus (European smelt), 2750 nucleotides. RefSeq names its product nuclear receptor subfamily 4 group A member 2-like. The coding region runs from base 559 to 993 and encodes 144 amino acids. Gene Ontology annotation, molecular function: nuclear glucocorticoid receptor binding; RNA polymerase II cis-regulatory region sequence-specific DNA binding; nuclear receptor activity. Gene Ontology annotation, cellular component: nucleus; transcription regulator complex. Gene Ontology annotation, biological process: cellular response to corticotropin-releasing hormone stimulus; regulation of transcription by RNA polymerase II. NCBI's taxonomy places the organism in Eukaryota, Metazoa, Chordata, Actinopteri, Osmeriformes, Osmeridae. The record is from RefSeq and is a predicted model, not a curated record. The transcript has 2 exons.